AUGGCAAGACUCACUGACGAUGCCGAUUACGAUGCCGGCGAUACGCCAGGGAAUGUACCACGUCGACGGUCCGACUUUGGAAAUUAUCAUGCAUACAAUGAACUCCGGGCUAGGUGCGUUCCUCUAAGUCUUCCUACCAAUAUUACCAAGUUGCGAAAAUAA
This is a messenger RNA of Protopolystoma xenopodis, 162 nucleotides long. The record is from the annotation of a GenBank genome assembly. Lineage: Eukaryota; Metazoa; Platyhelminthes; Monogenea; Polystomatidea; Polystomatidae.